Recurvomyces mirabilis is the source of this 966-nucleotide messenger RNA. RefSeq lists its product as uncharacterized. The transcript has a single exon. The record is from RefSeq and is a predicted model, not a curated record. NCBI's taxonomy places the organism in Eukaryota, Fungi, Ascomycota, Dothideomycetes, Mycosphaerellales, Teratosphaeriaceae. Bases 1 to 966 code for a protein of 321 amino acids.
AUGAGCAACCUUGCAGCGCUCCAAGCCGAGCUCGCCGAGUACGAAGAUGGCCUCAAGGCGACGAAAGAAUAUUUGACCCUUGAGCCAAACGACCAGGACUCGGUCGACUUGAUACCCGUAUUAAACGAGCAGAUUGCAACAGUCAAAGCGCAAAUCUCAGAGGCAAAGGCAAAACAAAAUGCCAGUGCGCCUCCGCCUCCUCCACCAGAGGAUGACGUGCCGCCACCUCCGCCGAAGUAUGACAUGAGCAAGCAUCCAAAGUUCCGCAAGCAGUCGCCAGAUGCAGCCCCACCACCCCCAUCCGAGGAUUCGUAUGCACAGCAGACCUUUGACGUCAAGGACACGGUAAUGGCAAAGUUUUCAGAAGAUAAACAAUGGUACCAGGCAUCCAUCAUUAGCAAGACCGGCAGCUCGAGCGAUCCGUUAUACACAGUCACAUUCAAAGGCUACAAUAAUACCGAAACCAAGCGAAAACAUGAGAUCCGACCCUUGCACAACGAGAGCAAAAAGCGUAAAGCUGACGGUCCUCCAGCAGCCUCCGUCCCACCAACCCCGGUCUCACCCAAAGCAGCGUCAACGCCUACAGCAGACAGCGGCUACGUCAUCUCCGCCGCUCCUUCCGUGGAUACCAACCUCGUGCAGCAGCAGGCGCAGAAACGCGAGCCGAGUAAAGUCAGCGAUGGUCCCACACGCAUGGCGCCGGAGCCGAAGAAGUUGAAAGGUCAAAAGCAGUUGCAGAAGAAUCAGUCGAAUUGGCAGAACUGGGCGCAAAGUGGUCCGAAGAAAACUUUUGGUAGUACCGGAGGGGCUGGAGGAUCAAAGAAGAAGGAGAGUAUGUUCCGGACCCCGGAUCUGCCUGGGGCGAAGGUGGGCUUUACGGGGAGUGGGAAGCCGAUGCAGAAGGAUCAAGCGAGGGCGAAAUGGAACUAUGGUGGUGGUGGACCGCCGGCGGGGGAGGAUGAUUGA